GAACCUCCACCGGCUUGAACUCUGCUUCUUUUGUUGCGUCAUUGUCAUGCAUGCGUGUACGCAGAAAGUAAUGUCCUGGAACAACUGACACUUUGGCCAGGUCAGUGGACUUGUCCACCCAGCUAAUCGUUGAUCUCGCACCGACCUAGCCAAGCCUGUCUCAAUCGUACAUCUUCUACAGCGCCCCAACGCUGUUGCCAAGAUGCCGAAAGGUAGCUGCCUCUGCGGAGAGUAUACGCACGAAUAUACCGGCGAUCCACUGGGUGUUGCUAUUUGCCACUGCAUACCUUGCAUACAGACUGCGGGUCCGAACGGUAGCGUGAAUUCCGCGAUUAAAUCGGAAAAUUACAUACAGACCUCCGGUACCGCAGCCAAAUGGACUCGCAAGGGCGAGAGCGGCAAGAACGUCACCUAUGAACGGUGUCAGAACUGUGGCACGAUCAUGAUUGUUCACGCCGAAGCUGCUCCUGGCAUCGUCAUUUUCAAGACUGGGACGGUGGCAAGCGAAGAUCCUCUGGCGAUGGGUGCACCGAAGCCGGCUCAGGAAAUCUACAACAAAAACCGACCGGAGUGCUAUCCUUCGAUCUCCUAUGCAGAGCAGAAGGACGCGGCGUAAAACGUUCGCACGGAGAGUGUCGACUUCAAGUCAAGGCAGGAAUGUACUCAGUGUUCGGCGACGUGAAGUUGAAAUACAGUUGUUGAGAGCGUCAGACGACCCAGUCCAUCAAGGUUGCCUUGAGCCCACCCUCCACGGUGCAGUAGAUGUGUCCGGUAGGGAAGGCUUUAAUCUUGGGUUGAAGGGCUACGUAUCUGCGGACAUGUAUUCGGAUCUGUCGGCGUACAACCCCAUACAAUGACGACAUCGAACAUCGAGAGCGAACC
Messenger RNA from Baudoinia panamericana UAMH 10762, 882 nucleotides. RefSeq lists its product as uncharacterized. Gene Ontology annotation, molecular function: carbon-sulfur lyase activity. Lineage: Eukaryota; Fungi; Ascomycota; Dothideomycetes; Mycosphaerellales; Teratosphaeriaceae. The record is from RefSeq and is a predicted model, not a curated record. Bases 203 to 616 code for a protein of 137 amino acids. The transcript has 3 exons.